UUCCUCCUCGUCGCGAGCUUCUGCGUCGGCCGCCGCCGCCGCUCCCGCAGCAACGAACGGUCAGCAGCAGCGAGCGGUGGACGAAAAGCUCGCCAUGCGAGGUGGGAUCCUCUGGGCACCGGGGCUAGCCUCGGGUGGGCUAGGCCGGCGCUGAAUCGGUGCACGCUUGUCCAUUUCCCACGCCGAAAAACGCGCGCGGCGGGCUUCGUCCUCCCCCCUUUGUGCGCCUCGCUUUGUCGCACCCACCGCGGAGAAGAAGCGCCCAGCAAGCAAGCCACCACUGCUGCCCGCAGCGCCACCAAGGAGGCAGCACUUUAUUAUUUUUUUUCCUUCCGCUCAUAGGGGGGGUCCCAAACAAACAUGGUGGACGUUUGGGAUGUCCGUACUCAGCUGCUGAAUUACUUCCAUUCGCAUCCCGGCGAAAAUGUGCGCACCGUGGACCUUUGUCGCGUGAUCAAGCAACCCAAGAAGACAAUCAACAGUGUGCUCUACCGGCUGCAAAGGGACGGCGUGCUGCAGAAAGUGGUCGAAAGUCCGCCGACAUGGAGGGAAGCUGGUUCGGCUGGUAGUCGCAUUGAACAGCAAUACUCGAUCGGCUAUCCGAACGACGGAGCCGCGGCCGACGGUUGGCAUAAGUUGAGAGGGCAUUCUGACGAGAACUCGACUGGCAAGCCUCUGGCCAUCACAGACGGCCGUUCGCCGCCCCCGCCUUUCCCCACGGGAGCGACUGAUGUGUCUGAUGUGCUGGUCAAUGAGGAUGAGCAGCAACAGGGGCCGGUGCGGCUGCCCGAGAGCUCGCCUCCUCCCAACCUACCUCCCAACCUGGUGGUCACCCGCGGAGGUGGCAGGUUCGCGGCGCCUCCGUCCCUGGCUCCUCAGCAGCUGGGCGGCGCACCUCUUCCACCGCAGCAGCAGUCGCCACAACAGCCACAGCAGCCCCCCCUGGGCUCCGCUCUGGUUGCGCCCGUGCCCAACAACUCGCUCGUCCCGUGCGCCAACUCCCUGUUGCCGGUGGCCCCCAACAGUGUCGCCGUCACGACCGCCAACAAUGCGGCACUGGCGGUGGCACAGCCCGCGGCGGGACCUCCCGCUGCAGCGGCGGCGGCCUCCAACAACAUCUUGCAGACGGACCUGACGGCGCUGGUCAUUUCGCACCUGCGCACCAUCGGCACGCCCGUGUACACCAAGGACAUGGUCAAGGCCCUGGGCCUGAAACACAAGCGCGAGGUGAACCCCAUCCUGUACCGGCUCCAAGACCGGGGCGUCCUCACCAAGGUGUGGGACACGCCGCCGGCCUGGACUCUCGUGCCGGGCAGCUACGGCGACCUGGAAAGGAACAACCUCUUCGCGGCCGCCGCGGCAGCUGCGGCUGCCAGCAAGCAGCAGGCGUCGCCCCGCGACGCAGGCGCUCCGCCGGACUUUGGCGGCGACGACGAAAACGCGGUCGCCGCCGGGCCCAACGGGGUAGGCGGUCCGCGGGGAGGGCCCAAGGGACCCCCGAAACCCGCGAGGCAGCCCCUUCCCCCCCACGAACUGCUGCGGCUGAGCAACACCUUCGCGCAGAUGAUGAUGCAGCAACAGGCCGCCGCUGCGGCGGCUGGCAUGGCAGCGGCCAACGGCGGGGUCAUGCCACCGCAGGCAUCGCCAGCCUCCGUGGCGGCCGCGGCAGCCAACCUCAAGAUCACCCAGUCUGUGGUGUCGCAGUCGCUAGAGGUUAGCUACGGGCAGCAACAGCAGCAGCAGCAGCAGAGCAACAACGGCACUGAUGCCGGCACCAACGGGCCCGUGCGGGAAGAGGCGCCCGCGGCCGCGCCCACACCGGCGCCGCCUUCCAAUCCACCGGGGCCACAGAGCAUCUCGAAGUUCCCGAGCUACGCGUCCUUGACCAAGAACCCCGUGAGCGCGUUUCACGAGUUUGGCCAGAUGCAGCACGUCGAGGCCAAGAUUGACAUCGUGGCGACGGAUGGCCCGCCCCACAACCCAAGGUUCAAAGCAGUUGCAUUUCUGGACAAGAAACCUGUGGCCGAGGCCUGGGACAAGACCAAGAAGGAGGCCAAGCACCAGGCUGCCGAACUCGCCUUCCGCAAGCUGGUUGCGAGCGGCGCCCUCGCCUCCGACGUCCCCUCCCCAGAGACGGACAUCCUGAGUAGUCAGGAUGAGAGCAUCCCCAUGUUUGAUAUUAUUGCUGCCCUCAGUCACCGCGAGUUCAGCCAGAAAGUGCUGGAGGUGCCAGAGUACGUGGGCGGCCGCAAAGUGCUCGCCGCCCUCGUCAUGAAGACCGGACCCACCGACCGGGGCACCGUGGUCUGCUUCGGCACAGGGAGCCGAUGCAUUACUGGCGAACAGCUAAGCCAGGAUGGAACCGUGGUGAACGAUUCACACGCAGAAGUAAUAACAAGGAGGAGCUUCCUCAGGUUUCUAUACCAGCAGCUCAAGAGCUACGGGCCGGGGAAGGAGCACGCCAUCCUAGAACCCACGGAGGACGGUCAGCGCAUCCGGAUCAAACCGGAUGUCUCUUUCCACUUGUACAUUUCCACCGCGCCCUGCGGGGACGGGGCCCUUUUUGCCCACACGACGAAGCCAGACGACAAGAACAAGACACAGGAUCAGAACAGCGAACAGCAUCACCCACUCUUCACCAAGAGCUGCCAGGGGCUCCUGCGAACAAAGCUGGAAGCAGGCGAAGGCACGGUCCCCGUGGACCUGACUACAGACUACCAGACCUGGGAUGCCAUCCUGCAAGGUGAACGACUGCGCACCAUGUCCUGCAGCGAUAAGAUUGCUCGCUGGAACGUUCUCGGUCUGCAAGGGGCUCUGCUCAGCCACUUUCUGCAGCCUGUCUAUCUGAGCUCCAUCACCCUGGGUAAUCUGUAUCACCACGGGCACCUGUCUCGGGCGGUGUGUUGCCGUCUGGAAGGAGAGCCCGGGCUGGACACCCUACUGCCGACACGCUACACCCUACACCACCCGACGUUGGGCUGCGUGAGCGGCCACAACCCGCCCCGCGACACCGAGAAAACCAAGCCAUACUCCAUCAACUGGUGCGUGGGUGACGAGCGCCCAGAGGUUACCAACAGCGGCACCGGCAUGCGCCAGGACAGGAGUGGCACCAACCUGGAGUCUCGUGUCUCCAAGGCGUCGCUGUUCUCACUCUUCAAGGACACGUGUGAGCUGCUUGGCCGCGAAGACCUGCUGUGCAAGACGUACGGCGAGACCAAGGACUCCGCGCUCUGCUACCAGGGCGCCAAGAAGGUGCUCUUUGAGCGCUUCCUCAAGCUCGACCGCGGUCGUUGGGUGCGCAAGCCACCCGAGGAGGAGAUGUUCCACUAGGAUGUUCCUUGUUUGUCGGCAUUUCUUUUUCAUUGUCGUGCGUAAUUAUCCUCCCUAGUUUUUUUUUCCCCUACCCCCUGCCGACGACGCGUCGGUUCACAUCAUCUCGUUGCCAUUAUUUCUCACGAUUUUUUUUUUCUAGUUUCACGAUUUUCAUCUCUGCUCAUUGCGUCUUGCCGCUGCAGGGGCAGGAGCUUCUCGUCUCGUGGCCAUAUUACUUCUGUCGUCACUCGCACCAUUCCUUCGCGGCCAUUUUACACUUCGCCGCGUGUUCGGAAACACACACUCUUUGCCGGCACCACAUUGCUUGCUCGCCAUCCCCUCUCUCACCCUCCAACCAGGCUCACUAAUCUCCGUAUCAGUUCUUGAACUUGCCUACGACUCUUCGAUGCGUUGGAGACAUUCUUCUACCAUUACCCUGCUUGCACCGCGUUUCAUUUUGCUGGUUCAUCUCACGACGGCGCUCUUUUUCUCCUUUUGGUUGGUUUAGCCCAGAAGCACUCAAACUGCCGCAUGUCCCAAGGUCAACGGUUGCAGAGGCCACUUCAAGAGCUGAAACUUUCUCCUGCCAGUCUUUACACUGACGUUCCAAAGGAGUGCUUGUUUCCUGUCUGCAGCCAUGCAUUUCGGCACUUUGAUGCUGGCACCUUCGGAGACCUCUGUUUUAUCCGUGAUGAAUGAUUCAAAUGAGAGACAACUGUGCCGAUUUCGAGGGAUUGGGUGGUUGUCGCUUUUGUUGUGGAAGCGGAGCAGCAUCUGUCCGGAUCAGUUCACCUAAGUUUCCGAUUGGUGCGCUUAGCGCACACCUGUUUUUUAUGGCAGUGAGGACGAACAAAUUUUGCAAAUGUGCCACCUCGGAAAGUUUGAGUUUGUGCACUUUUCGUUGCACUCGAGAAAAAUCUGGCAACCAGCCUGCUCCUCAACUUCGCUACUCUUGGUGUAGCAGUUUUUUGGGGGCUUCGAUGCUUAGUGAAAUGGAAAGUCGUGCUAAUUACUUUACACUGAACAUGGAGGUGAGAAUCGCGACGAAGGAGUGCACCAGAACGUAGAAGGAACACACGCAAAGUAGGUGCUUUCCGUGUGUUCUUUCUACGUUCUGGUGUCCUGUUUCGUCGCGCCUCUUACCACGAGGGUCGCGUCUUAGAGCUGUUGCAUCGUCUCUCUUUUUCUUCAAUGACCGUGCUCGCUGCUGUCCCGAGAUCGCUCCUCUCCCUGGACGCAGCGCGAAAGGAACGGGCAAUACACCCCUUCACGCUGCCAAAGGAGAGACUACACUUGUCCCAUUUGUCCACUUCAUACCUCUGUCAGCUUGCCCCUGCAUUUCGACAAAACCUGAGGCCAUGCAUGCUUUCCUCUUUUUUUUCUUUUUUUUUCUCCACAUCCACAGAGUUGCAAGCUGCGCGUUUGUCACUCUGCUCAGCCGUUAGGCUAAUACCAUUUCAAAUGGACGGUUGCACCAGCUCUACAUCACCCCGCAUCCUGUUGGCCCGUCCUCUGUACGAUGGACAUGGCACAAACCAGGCAGGAGCAACCCACUUGGGAUUGGAGUCGCAUUAGGAGUUCAUCGUUGGCAGUUUUAGUUGGCUGCAUGCCCUCAGCAAAUUGUUUUUUUUCGUGCUUAUUGAAAUUGAGGCCACCCUGUCUGAAAUCAUUGCGCUAGCAUUGUUCAGCUGCCGCCUCUUUUGUGUUUCUGGAUGUUGCAUAUAUAAGGCAGACAGGUAUGACGGGCUCUUCUCACUAAAUUUGGCUGCAGUGUUGGACUACAACACUUGUUUCUGUGUAUCGUAAUGUAUUGUGUGCGGCCAUGCAAGAUUCUAGUGGCAACUCCCAGUAAAGGAAACAGUGUCGUCCUGCUCUUGUCGGGAGCUGUUCGAUGACACCGUCGUUGCGUUUCCAUUUCUUUAAAAAUACGCAUUUUCUUUGAUAUAUCCAAGGAUGGUACACUGCCUCUUGCUGAUACCGGAAACUACUGAAUUGCUACAAACCCACGGCCUGUUGGGAAGACCCGUUUAUUAAUGUCUGCCUUGUUUACACAACACGUGUGCACCCGGUACAAAAGGCCCGUGGCCGACAUAGCCAAGAUAGUGUUUCUACGACGUCGAAAGUACAAAGACAGAUGAGAAGGGUUAUGCAUAAGCAUGACAGGCCCCGAACGGUUUUUACCCGGUGCACUAUACAAGCGCGGCAUGCCUUACACAUUGCUUGUCGUCGAAACAUGCUAAGUUGUAGGUAUUUUAGCACAGUUCCUGGCGGAAGCCACGGCUGUGCGGUGUAGCUGGCUGGCUUUCACGCAUGGCUAAAGAGUUGGCAAGGGCUCGUUGUACUUGAAAGUUGUACAGCCCCGGAACCAUCUAUUCCUUUGCAGUGAGCCGCUGCUCCUCAGCAUUAAAGGCGCACCCUGUGCCACUCGUGCACGAGCUGCUUAGAUCUAGGCGGCACUCUGUGUGCUGGCAGUGAAUAGUGGCAGCGCAUUGUGCGAUUCACUUUUCCUUUCUUUUUUUUCCGUUUUACUCAUCACAACUUGGGCCCCAUUUUCUUUUUCCAUGUCUGCUGCCUAUGGAAGUCCGGUAUUUCGCUCGUACCAUCGCGUGCAUUGUGUCGGUGAUACUUUGCUCGCACCUUUUCUACCGCAUUACGCUGUUCGCGAAAGAGGAACGCUGUUUCUGGCCAUGAAUGGGCACGUUCUGAUGGCGCGAAGUGAACUUGAAAUGAUGUUCAGUGCUUCUUGGCUCCCUCAUUUUUUCGAGUGCUUCUUGGCUCCCUCGUUCUUUCGUUAGAAAUUUUACCCGGUUCGUUGUCUUCUGCGCAACUCUUGUAUGGCCGACAACAGAGUGGUGUUUCACUCGAACACAACAUGAACAUGUCCUCUCCCCUUCUUGUGGGUGCGCCACACUAUGUAAAAGGGCUCCUGUCAUUGCCAAAGGCACCGACUGGUUUCAUCUGUUCAUGGGCAUCUGACCAUCUUUUUUUUUUUCAGUUUCUUUUUUUGAGACACAGACAGUGGCAUGCCGAAUGAAGUCUGUAAUUGCAACACAUUUUUUUUUUCUUUUUCAUAGUCUCUUCAAGUCUUAUGUAUAUAUUUGCUUCUUUUUAAUUGCAGUGCAGCUAUCUCAAAUUAUGUAUUGUCAUUACUCUGUCACAGUCAUUAUGUUCCGUUGCCAUGUCUAUUCCUAAUGUCGUCAGUAGUGUUAUUUGCGAAAUGGGUUUAUGUUGCAAGCUCUUCAGUAUGGGUGUCACCCCAUGGCGUCUUGCGUGUUUUUUCCGUAUCUGUCACUCUCACAUUGCAUUUUUUUUUUCCGUCGUAGCCUCAUCUAGGCCAUUUUAGUUUUUGCAAGAGUCGGGGACAGACCCUGUCUUAUCGUGCGUGGCACGUUUUGAAAGCAAGGCGAUGCGCCUCGCAUUUUUUAAUGCUUGCCGGCUCACGAUAGCCGCACGUAUUGUCGCGUUGUACAUAAGCGUGGUGCUGUUGAGCAUCGAUUUCCUGUUUUUAGUUGACGCAUCUCCCGCACUGUCGGAACAGGUGUUUGACCCUCGUCGUCCGUGUCUCGCGGUAUUUUGUCAGACGCAUGCAGGCACCGCCCACACUCAUCCCCCGGCGUUGUCGGCAUGCUCCGUUUUUGUUAUUCCCGUUUUUUGAUCCCGCUACACAUUGAUUUCCUCCGUUUUUUUUUUUCCCCCAGUGCGUUGGUUUUAUGUAGCGUUGCAGCUUUUGAUUUUUGCCCCGAGCUCACUGUUCAAGAAAUGUGCGCUGGCAAGAAUUUUUGCAGCAUUCAUUCUUUCUUUCAGUUUCCCCUCUCAUCAACUGCUGCAGGCGUGAUAGCUGGUCUUGUGACUGAAUGCAGCACUUUUAUUUACGCAGCAAUGCUUUCAUUUUCACCGAACUGUGUGCCCACUCUCAUUCUGUGUGGCCUGCUCUUGUUUGCUGUAUUGGAAGAGUGUGAUUGUUUCGACUGCUCUGGCAGUCUGGUUUUUUUUUUUUUUUAUACUUCACAGUGUGUUCUCCGACUCUGAAUGCACGUCUUGUGUCGUAGCCGCCGUUUUUCUUUCGUACGUACGGCCUUGCUUCUUUUCCUAUGCCGAUACUUUCGAGACGCACUUCUACAAAACAAGCAUAAGUCUAAACAGGAUGUGCCAAAAAGCAAAAAAAAAAAACAAGCAGCAAAGAGGUGCAGAAGUGUCCUCUCUCGAGGGAGAGAGAAGUCUAACCGUGCCAUCCUUUCAGAGCAAGGAUUUUGGCACGGCACAAUGAAACCGGGAGUGAUUGAGGCAGCUGCCACGGUCGCAGUCUGUAUGGUUGCAGUCGCCGAGUGCACCGCGACAGGGGCGCAGUACGGGGUAGCGAGAGGUGCGUGGUCCGGUCGGCCGAGAAGGCAAGCAUCAUUUUGUCGGAGUCUCGGCACGUGGCUCGACAAGAUGGUGCCACCUAUUCCCGUCUGCUUGUGGAGAGGCCCGGUGCGCUGCCGCCGUCGUGUUGCCGCAUGUGCAGCGGGGAACGGCACACGGCACACACCACGACAGGCGCGCUACGAUGGCUGCCGCCACCGGCCACGUCCUCCCUUCCUUCGCCGCAUUCGGCGACGUUGCAGGGUUGCCGAGAGCAGAGGCCGCCGAUGGCUGCCGCCUGGCCAGUUUCGUCGGCGUUCGACGACGUACGAUCAAUCGUACGAGCGGUUGGCAUGCACGUCGGGUGGGGGACUCCGUGCCCUGUGGCACGCGUGCUUCGUUUUUUCUUUGCGCUCAUCGCAUGCACCCCGUGCACAUGAAAAACGGUCGGACAGCAGCAAGAUGGGCUGUGACUGAGUCGUCGGUGCGGAACGCAGGCGGUCUGGACCGGACAUACUUAACAGCGUUAGCGCAGACCCUUCUCCGAGGCAGCAGCCAUCUCUGCUGGAACGCUCGAGCGUAUCUCUUUCACUCACCCGCACCCUUCUCUUCUGUGUCAUGUGCACGUGAUGUUUGUGAAUGCCGCUCGUGUUGCCGGUACGUGUGCGCCUAGGCUAGGCACACAUGCAUGCUCUGGCUCUAUUUAACCUGCUCGUUAGUUGCAUGUGUAGCGUUGCGGUCCCUUUCCCAUUUGGGUUAGGUGGCCCUCUCUGUAGGCAUAAUAAGUGCACCAGUAAGCUUUGUAUCCUGACACUGUAUUCUUUCGUCAGCUGCUGGUUACGUUUCCCUCACCGUUGGCUGCUCGUGAAGAAACUAGAUUUUGGUUCCCGCAGUCGGUCCAGGGACUUAUUCCCGUUGCUCAUUGGGGCACCAAGCUGGAAGUCCGGCUUCGUUCAACCGCCGUUUUCGUGCUGCGUCGUAAUCGAGGAGCUUGGUUCGUCUUUUGCAGCGGUUGAGUGAGCUCACUUGGCUCCUUCAGUUUGCUGGGGCCAGGCUCCUAGCGCAAACGGCGGAGCUGUUGCCUUUUGGCUUCGUCACACCGUCAAGUAGACAGCGUCGACAAGGGCAUUCCGUCGUUUUGCCGCUUCUCAAGAGUCUGGCCGAGGCUGUUUGCGCGUAGAGCCUAGUUGCCUGCUAGCUCUGGGAACCUUAAUCUUCUUCUUCCUGACGAGUCUCGACUCUCUCUUCACUCUAUCUAUCUUUCUCGGUAGUUUUUAUCGUUUUAUUGUAGCUUGUGAACGUAACCCAAUCUCGUGAGUGUUUAGUAAGCUCGAACCUAAGCCGACCUAGGGCCGACGUCCGCGACCCCUGUGUAGUUGCGGACAGCGGCGAUAGAUCGUCGCGUCGUUGUAAUCUAGCGAAAGCGCGAUUUAGGAAACAAGGUUCACUGUCUUCUCGUCUUGUCUGUGCUUCUGUGUGCGUCUUAACUGCGCGUGUACACUCUUGCUCGGAAGAGAAAAAAAAUGCGAAUAAGGGAGACAAAACCACUGAAAGCGUAAAACGAAGAACUUGGUUUCGGCAUCGUCGUCUAAACGUUUGGUUGGUGUUGUUUUUCCUUGGUUUCCUUCCGGCGUCCGCAUUUUCUGCUGCUGGCCUAAUUUCUCAUAGUACCGUAUUUUUGCGACGUACGUUCGACCCUUUUCUUCCACGUUACGCUCUUCUGACAACUUUCUUGCUUCCUCAGUUUCAUCGCGGAAGGUUGGGAGACGGGUCCGCACGCCGUGGCAGUCGGGCACCUUUGGCAGUCCCCGGUGUGAAAGAAAACUUAUUUCUCUCUCUAUCUCUAACUUGUUGCCUACAGCCGAUUCGGUGAAUCAAGAACACGAAGAGGCGUGAAACAGCGCACGCACGCACACUUGCUGCACAUGCGCACUGCGUGGUCUUUGUGGCAUCCAGGCCAGGCAGCGGCGACAUGUGCGCCAAGGGUGAGUGAAGGAACGGAGUCACACCUUCCCGACUUCGAGAAGCCGUCGGCAGCGUAAAACAAUCACCGGGUAAACGAGUCUCCAAUCGUCCCCGAGAUGAAGGGCCACUUUGUGUUGAAUGAAUCCAUGCUUAAAAGGAUCGAAGGCUAUUGGAGCUGAAACAGGGGCAAGCAAUGAGCACUGCACCGAGCUCAGUCUUGUUCACGUACAGGCUGUCCGUCUCGUGUGCCUUUGACUAUCAACAGGGAUAUACGUAUGUGACAAAGAGAGCGGGCGUGUUGGCCCUGUGGCCUCAUUGAAUUUGUGUGUUGGCCAUGUUCCCUAUGUGCCCUGUCGCGUUUCUCGGUGUGAGCAGACACCAGAAAGCUUGGCACAUGUCACUAGCCCGCACUUGUAUCAGUUUCGUCGAUGCCUCUUCGCACUCCCAGGAAACAAGCUAGCACGCGUAAAAGCAACAUGCGCCAAUCAGAAAAGCAUCGGUGGUGUGGCUGAACUCGUACUAACACAUUGCAACUAUCAGACCUGUGCAUUUCUCAGCGGAAGCUAAGUCGACAGCCCUGAAGCCCUGUUCUCGUCUUGUGUGACAUUGCCAGCAUUGAAGCGACAUUAUGGAGAAUGUAAAUUAGUCGUACCUUGCAGGCAUUGAGUGCUGCUCAGCACUCGGCUUCCAUUCUCUGCCUUUCAUCCGGACAAUUGGAACGAAUCCCUAGAUGACUGCCGGUCGCCCGACUCAAGAGACACAAAGCCCGCGUCCGAACCGUGCUGCCGACCUCCCCGUCUCGCAUCUUCCCAACAGAUGUCGUGUAGGCGUGGUCGGAACCAAACUCUUUGCCCUCUUUUUCUUUUUCUUCUUUUCGGUCCCUUUCGCAAUACUGGUAUAUGCAGUUCACAUUCCGCAGCAGCGGGCACACCCCUGCACGCUCUGUCGACGUUACUGCGGGCCCCGCCAUCCCGACUUUGUACGAGGACUCGCUUUCUUGCUCGCACGCCUCUCAGGGUCGUCUGGCAGAAAAAAAGGUCUCGCGCCUCACUGCCUUCUUGUAGCGCCCCGCGGGGCGUGCGAUUUGGAAAUGGGGCCCGUGUUGUAACUGACAACAGGAAAGGAAAGAAAAAAAAAAAAAAGAUGCAGACGAUGUAAGAUGCUGUGAAGUUUCACCUCCCGUCGUCGUCAUCGUGUGCCCACCUAUCUUUUUUCCCGCCGUCUCUUAGGUUCGUUCCACUGCCUCCCAUCGCCUCCUCAUUGCUUCUCACUAGGCGCUUCACUUAAAACGUCGUUUCGUUGGGAGAAUAGCAGAAACGCGUGUCGACGGUUAUUUCAAGAAAUGCGUGUAAAAUUAUUCCCACCCGUCUCCUCUGCCGUGUCGUGUGUACCCCAUUUUCGUGCCAUUCUCUUCCUCUUUGGUGGCAUAAUUCGCGUAUCUUAUUUAUAAUGCCAUGUGCUCCGCCACCACGCCCUCCCAAAGCCCCCCCCCCAACUCUGGUCGUGUGUCAGCAGUGGGUCUUGUAUUUCACCUCCUUCUUUCUUCCUUUAUUCCAGACCGUUGCGGCUGUUCAUAGCCAGGUGGGACGACAGGAAAAGAAAACGACAUUCCAUAACUGAUAUGCCUCUAGUGCAAAAGUUUUGCCAGACGUCCUUGUUCGUCCCGUCUUGGAGGGGAUAUGAGGAAGCGGCGAUCCCACCUUCGUUUCCAGACUCCGUUUGUCCCUUUUCUUCCCCGCCGACGUCCUUGAGUCCUUCUUUCAUAUUAUUUGUAGGCGGCGCUUUGGUUUUUCGAAACGUCCGUCCCAACAUCUGUGGCCCUUCCGUUUUUGUGGGGGGUGUCAUUCUCUGUAUAUAUACAUAUAUAUAUGUACAUAGCCAUAUGUAUAUAUAUGUAUAUAUGCGAGCAGAUGGGAAAGAGGGGUGGAAUUUAUGUUCCCUUUGUUUUUCGUGUUAACGAUUAUUUUCGUCAUCCCGUCGCGUUUUUCGUUGUGUCAUCCGGGUGUAUUCCUUCUUCAGUGUUCACCUCCUCAUGUCUCGGGUAAGAUAUUCCUUGGAACAUACCUUUUUUUUUUCUUGUUAGCGGAGAUCGUGACAACCGUCCCACUCGCAGUAACCUCUGAAUCGUUCGGCCCUCCUCAGUUUUUUUUUCCCCAGAAACUCGGUUCCCUGACCAGCACCUGAUGUGAUGUUACUUGGGGACUAACAUUUUGAACGCAUGUUGUGGUCUUAAAUAAUUGUAUCUGCGUCACCAAGGACGCCACCUGGCAAUUGGCUUUUACGAUGAGGCAUGUGACCAGUGAAAGUGCACUCUGUAUUGUAUUUUAUUAUGUCAAGCUACGAACAGUGCGAAACUUUGUGUGGACAACAGCGUUACGUAAUGUGUUGAUGAUGUCGAGUGUUCCUGCGGUUUUAUUGAAGAGAAUGUUGACAUUAAGCUGGAAUCGGCCGAGUGAACAGCCUGAUGGGCCAACUUAAAAGAACUCCGCUUGCUCUCUGGUAUCAAUAAGGGAAAAAGUGCACGAAUCGCCAUCGUGUUUCGGGCAUUCUGAAGCUGUGGCAAAUCCAUGCUGAUGAGUUUUCGCACGUACGAUCAAGGAUGAACUUGAGCUUGUGAGCAAAACAGCAGCUGAGCAAGGCCACCAUGAUCACCCCAAUCGUUGCAGCGAGUGUUUCUAACAAACUUUCCUCAUGACUGCAUGCAUUGGUCACAUGCCUAAUCUGCGGUUGUCACCCUGUCGCAUCAGUUACGCAAUUCUCACUCGCGGAGUAACCAACGUUCCGGUCUGUUGAUUUUGAAACUGAGAGAAUCAUCGUAAUCACGGAAAGCGGCUUCACACCCAGCUGGACAUGUUGCGCCAGGGCGCCAGCCACAUUUGACGUUACCAUCGUGAACUGUGUCAAGAACAUUGGUCGCGUCUCUUUUUUUUUUUUUUUAAGCUGCAUCAUCAUCAACCUUGCAACAAGCGUCUUGUGUCAGCCUGUGUGAAAACAAAACGGGCGCACGUGUCGGGGCGGCUCGGCUGCGAAGCAUCUCAUCAGUCGAGCAACUGUCAACACAACCCGUCAUCGCCCUUUUUGCGCGAAGGUGCUUGGAGCCAUUGUUGGUCAAAUCUCAGUGACGCAGCUAGUUUCUUUUUUUUUUUUUUUCAUUUUAAUCUGAACAAAUAGAGUGCAGCUGUAUGUAAUAAGGCAUUUGUUGCAGACUGUGCGGAAAACUGGCGCAGUGUUGCUGAAGCCUCAUGCUUGUUUUUUCCGAACCUAUUGCCUAAUUUCUAUGUGUUCCCCCUGAUUUAAAAAAAGCUUGAUACCUCGAGUUGAAAAUUAAUGAAAGCAAAGUUUGAAACGCUAAACAUAUGGGACUCUUGUAUUGCCCUCCGAAACCUUCACAGCAUUUUUCAUGACCUGCACAUUUUUCCAACUGUGAUCUUGUUCUUUAACUUUUUUUUUUGUCAGUUUUAACAGUGUCUGUGUUUUUGUAUGCAUGUGUGUUGCUAGGUUCUUUUUUUUAAUCUCUUAAAACCGAGUAAGAAAGAGAAAACAGGUUUGAAAAGGUUUUUCCUUGUAUCUUGUUGGGUUUGUCUCCGCAAACCCAUUGCAAUGCUAGUCACCCAAAAACAGGACAUGGCUGGGACAUGGAAAACUGGUGCGAAAGAGGUGUCAUCUUCGUUUAACGAAUGAUGAUGGUGUUGGUAAACAACAACAAAAGAAAAAUACUGCCUCUGAUUUAUGUGCUGUAUUUCUCGUAGACCAUCCUUGUUUUACUUUUUUUGUACUUCGUGUUCUUUCCAUUUUUUUUUUUUUAACAGAAAAGAACGAAAUCUCUGUCAUCACACGUUUCUUUGUUGCGAUCAGGUUUCUCGAACCUGCAGGCUGAAAAAAAAAAGCAAAAAAGGAAAACGUGAAAAAAGGAACAAUUGAAAAGUAACACGUUUGAGAACUGUGUACUAGACUUUAAAAAAAAAAAGCAAAAAAAAAUCCAUAGUGUUGUGAUAUGUAAACUGAAUAUCUGAAUAAAGGUCACAAAUGCAGUCCACA
Molecule: messenger RNA, 13656 nt
Organism: Rhipicephalus sanguineus (brown dog tick)
Lineage: Eukaryota; Metazoa; Arthropoda; Arachnida; Ixodida; Ixodidae
Product: double-stranded RNA-specific adenosine deaminase
Exons: 11
Coding region: 361-3330 (989 amino acids)
Biological process (GO): RNA processing; adenosine to inosine editing
Cellular component (GO): cytoplasm; nucleolus
Molecular function (GO): double-stranded RNA adenosine deaminase activity; tRNA-specific adenosine deaminase activity; double-stranded RNA binding
Source: RefSeq, a predicted model, not a curated record